UGUGGGCUGGGGCGGGGUCAGCGCGGGGUCAGAGUGGAUAAUGGCGGCUCCGGCUCCGGCCUCGGCCUCGGGCCUCGAGCUGCUGCGCGGCAUCGGCCUGAGCGAGCAGAAAGCGAAAGAAACCUUGAGGAACCAGGCGCUGAGCGGCCUCCUCCUCCAGGCCAUCGAGCAGGCACAAGCGAUUUUGGGAUCUACGCCAGACAAAGCAACAGGUACACUUCUGUAUAAUGCAGCCACUCGGCUCAAGGACCAGACUCACCUGGGCUUCCUGGUCAAGUACAUUGCAAAAAAGGAAGUGACCUCAGACCUACAGCUCAAUGCUUCUCUCGAUUAUAUUAAAAACCAUCAGCUGGGUCCAAUCGACAAUGCAGACUUUGAGAGAGAAUGUGGAAUUGGAGUGGUGGUGACACCGGAACAGAUUGAGGAAGUGGUUGAAGCAACAGUCAACAAGUACAGAAACCAGCUCACGUUGGACCGAUACCACUUUAAUAUGGGGCUAAUAAUGGGUGAAGUGAGAAAUAAACUGAAGUGGGCAGAUGGGAAGAUUAUCAAAAAUGAAGUGGAUCUUCAGGUUUUGAAUUUACUGGGUCCAAAGACUGAAGCUGAUCUGGAAAAGAAGGCGAAGGCUCCAAAGCAAAAGACACAAAAAGUGGCAACAGAGAGCAAAGAAGAAUCAACAGUUAAUGGUGAAGUGGAGGUGCAGUCUGCCUCUCUCAUGGAACAGUUGCGCGGAGAGGCAAUGAAGUUCCACAAACCUGGUGAAAAUUUUAAGACUGAAGGUUACACUGUCACUGCAAACACCAUGGACUUGUUGCAGAAACACCUGAAAAUUACAGGAGGCCAGGUACGAACACGGUUUCCACCAGAACCCAAUGGUAUUCUCCAUAUUGGCCAUGCAAAGGCCAUCAACUUCAACUUUGGCUAUGCUAAGGCAAAUGAUGGGAUCUGCUACCUUCGCUAUGAUGACACAAACCCAGAGAAAGAGGAGGAGAAAUAUUUCCGAGGCAUCAGGGACAUGGUGGAAUGGUUGGGGGAGAACUGGAACUGUUUAGUUUUGAGAACUUUGUUAUUACUUUCUCUGUUCUGCAGGGCUCAGGCAUAUGCAUGUCAUCAGAAAGUGGACGAGAUCAAGGGACAUAACCCACCCCCAUCCCCAUGGAGAGAUCGGCCCAUUGAGGAGUCUCUCAUUCUCUUUGAGGAAAUGCGAAAAGGGAUGUUUGCAGAGGGAGAGGUAACUCUUCGCAUGAAGCUGAUUAUGGAGGAUGGCAAGAUGGAUCCAGUGGCUUACAGAAUCAAAUACACCCCACACCAUCGGACAGGAGAUCGCUGGUGUAUCUAUCCCACGUAUGACUACACACACUGUUUAUGUGACUCCAUUGAACACAUCACACAUUCACUUUGUACCAAGGAAUUCCAGGCUCGACGGUCUUCCUACUACUGGCUGUGUAAUGCUCUGGACCUGUACUGUCCUGUACAGUGGGAAUACGGACGGUUGAAUCUGCACUAUACAGUCGUAUCAAAAAGAAAGAUUAUCAAGCUGGUAGAGACUGGUAUCGUAAGGGACUGGGAUGAUCCCCGAUUGUUUACACUGACCGCACUGCGUAGGAGAGGCUUCCCUCCAGAGGCAAUCAACAAUUUCUGUGCGAAGGUUGGGGUAACAGUUGCUCAGACAACAAUGGAACCUCAUCUGCUGGAGUCAUGUGUACGAGAUGUUCUAAAUGAGACAGCACCUCGGGCAAUGGCUAUUCUUGAGCCACUGAAAGUGAUUAUUACAAACUUCCCAUCCGACCAGCCACUGAAAAUCUCUGUUCCAAACUUCCCAGCAGAUGAAAAUAAGGGAUUCCACACGGUGCCGAUCACUUCCACCAUCUACAUUGAGCAGUCUGAUUUCCGGGAGGCGUCAGAGAAGGGUUAUAAGCGACUGACCCCUGAGCAAUCAGUUGGACUGCGACAUGCUGGCUUUGUCAUCUCAGUGCAGAGAGUUAUCAAGAAUAAGAAUGGGAAAGUGGUUGAGUUGGAGGCAACUUGCAUGAAAUCGGAGACAUCUGAGAAACCGAAGGCCUUUAUUCACUGGGUGUCGAAUCCUCUCAUCUGUGAACUACGACUUUAUGAGAGACUCUUCCUCCAUAAUUGUCCUGAGGACCCCAGUGAUGUGCCAGGAGGUUUCCUGAGUGAUAUUAACCCAAACUCCCUGAAGAUUAUUGAAGAUGCAAUGCUGGAUGUAUCUGUAAAAAAUGCCAAGGCAUUUGACAAGUUUCAGUUUGAGCGUGUUGGCUACUUCUGUGUGGAUCUGGACAGCACUGACCAGAAGUUGGUGUUUAACAGGACUGUGAUGCUGAAGGAGGAUCCUGGAAAGAUCUGAAGUGCUAUAUGUCCGUACGACACUUGAGCUCCAUCCAGAUGCUUCAAUCUUUUACCAAACGUCAUGGUGUUUUCCUGGCCUUGCUGCUACUGACAGGAGUGAUGGAGAAACUCACUUCUAGUUCCUUGCCCAAAAAAUUCAAAAUCAAAGUUCAGCGUUCAAGUUGAAGCAGUGACAACUUUUCUGCUUUCAAAUGAUCUACUCUUUAUUAAACUCGGGUAAUCAGCCCCUUCCACUCCUGCCCCUUUUGUUGACGUUGCUGAACCCUGCAGAUUUAGCUCUGGCUGUGAUCUGGAAUGAAACUCAGACAUCAAACUGCAGAAAAAUGAAUCAACGUAAAUUGAUUGUACUCUGAUAAAUUUUCAUAGAAGUCUCAAAGAUGUGAAGAAAUGAAAAGGGACAGUGCUAGAAAUAUGCAACAUGUCAGUUAGUCCUGAGAUAGGUUCAUUAUCUUGUCAAGUAUUUGGAACAUUUACUCGUCUUUGGCUGAGCGCUGAUGUGUGAUAUCCUGAACCUGUUCCGUGCUCAGCCAUAACCAAGAGCAGUCAGUAUGUUUGUAGCAUCACAGUGCAGUGUCCCAGGGUUACCUCUGUCAGCGCCCUAAGGAGCUUGGGCACAAAGGGGACAGUUUACAGUCAGUGACUGGAGUGGCAG
Chiloscyllium plagiosum (whitespotted bambooshark) is the source of this 3016-nucleotide messenger RNA. NCBI's taxonomy places the organism in Eukaryota, Metazoa, Chordata, Chondrichthyes, Orectolobiformes, Hemiscylliidae. The record is from RefSeq and is a predicted model, not a curated record.